AUGGGAAAUUUUAGCUUGGUAUAAAUAAUAUUAAAAUUGACGGAGCGUUUUGUUUUUGAAUAUUUUGAAAUAUCUUCUUUUUUUGAAUAGUUUUUAUAGUAUUAUAGUCUCAAAAAUAUAUAUAUUUAGAAAAUAAUUCUUUGAGACAGGAAUAAAAUCGAGGAUGAUGAAUUAAAAUAUCUUAAUAAUGCUUUUUAUAAAUCCUUUGUUUGUAAAGAGAUUUUAGGAUAGGCUUAUUGUGAUUUAUUAAGAGAGCGAAAACAAAUUACGAAAAGUAAUUAAUAUAUUCUUAGAGAGAAAUGAAAAUAGUUAAAUAAAUAAUAAUAAAAGAAUUUUGAUUUUGAAUGUAAAUUUGCAGAUUAUAAGGUUUUGA
Molecule: messenger RNA, 373 nt
Organism: Paramecium sonneborni
Lineage: Eukaryota; Ciliophora; Oligohymenophorea; Peniculida; Parameciidae
Source: the annotation of a GenBank genome assembly